UAUACUUGCACUGUAGGUAUAUAGUUUAACAUUUCGUUAAAAGCAUGGAAGGUAAGGCUGUAUCAUCUGCUGCUUAUACGCCAGAUAGUUAUGCCAAGCUCGCUUGGAAUAUUACAGAAGGUUACAACGAAAGUUAUGGAAAUGUGACACAGUCGAAUAUAUUAGUGCACGAGCCGCCUUUCGAUACAAACGCUGUCAUCUUAUCCACCUCGCUGAUCAUGCCAAUGAUGAUCUUUGGAGUUCUGGCCAACAUUCUCACGGUCUAUGUGAUCUGCAACUCAAAAAAGCUAAAAACCAUCUUUAAUCUUCUCAUCACCAGUCUGUGUGUGUCAGAUUGCAUCUCUGCUCUUAUAAGUCCUUUGUUUCUCUAUCGCCGUACAUGGGGUUUCGACCAUUGGGUAAUCUCAAACUUCCUGUGCAAGUUCUUUUGGGGCGCUGACAAUGGGACGUCCAUAUCAACUUCAUUUCACAUUCUCUGCUUCUCGUUUUUGAGACUGCUUUCCAUAAGCUGGCCUCACCAUUACAAACGCGUGAGCAGAUUUCACGCCAAGAUGUGCUUGCUCGUAAUUUGGCUUCUUUCAAUUGGAUUUGGCUUUGUUCCGUUUGCACUGUGGUUCUCCGCACGUAAAAUGAACAGAAACGUCAAAAGUGCGGAAACCGGAUGGCCUUCUUGUACCAUCAGCCUGAACUGGGCUUAUCAAUUCAAGAAUUACUCCUUGUUCGGAUACCUUGUAUUUUUCUAUAUUCCUUUUGCAUUGGUGGUGAUGGUGUCCGUAUCGGUGUCGGUCAUCAUCUGCAAGAGGAGAACAGAAAGAGCAAAAGGAAAAUCAAAAGAUGAUGUUGCGGAAAUUUCGAGACAAAGAAAAGAGAAUCAAGCAAUCGUACAACUGGCUCUGGUUGUUGGUUCCUUCAUGUUGGGCUACAUUCCACACACUGCCUAUCACAUAUACGCAAUGAACACUAAAGUGACAACGCACGAAGACGAGGUUUUUCAUUGGUGGUUUGGGGUGGUGGAAUAUUUCUGUCUCCGACUCAGCGAAUGUUUGAACCCAGUAUUUUACAACCUUGCAUCCAGCAAAAUGCGAAACGAAACAAAAAAGGUUUUGGCGAGAAUUUGCGUUUGCUGUGCUACUGAGCAGGCCAAUCCGCAAAGUCGAAUGACGAUUUCCACAACGUUCGAAUCAGGAAAAUUGUAG
Messenger RNA from Ciona intestinalis (vase tunicate), 1196 nucleotides. Its product is annotated as growth hormone secretagogue receptor type 1-like. Gene Ontology annotation, cellular component: plasma membrane. Gene Ontology annotation, biological process: G protein-coupled receptor signaling pathway. Lineage: Eukaryota; Metazoa; Chordata; Ascidiacea; Phlebobranchia; Cionidae. Gene Ontology annotation, molecular function: G protein-coupled receptor activity. The record is from RefSeq and is a predicted model, not a curated record.